AUGGCGGGUCUGAGAACUGCAGCCCUGCGGCCCGGAGUCCUCCUGCUCCUGCUGUCCAUCGUCCACCCCUCGCAGCCUGGAGGUUUAGGCCCUGGAAUCGGCGUGGCUCCCGGCGUGGCUCCCGGCGUGGCUCCUGGCAUUGGCCCCGGCAUUGGCAUUGGCCCUGGUGGUGUUACAGGAGUGGGGACCCCAGCUGCAGCCAAAGCCGCUGCUAAAGCGGCCGCCAAAGCCCAGUACCGGGCUGCAGCUGGGCUUCCUGCUGGUGUUCCUGGCUUUGGAGUUGGUGCCGGCGUUCCUGGCUUUGGAGUUGGUGCUGGGGUUCCUGGCUUUGGAGUUGGCGUUGGCGUUCCUGGCUUUGGGGCAGUGCCUGGAUCCCUGGCUGCCGCUAAAGCAGCCAAAUAUGGAGCUGCAGGGGUGGGGGCUCUUGGCGGAGUAGGUGUCCCAGGCGGUGUGGUAGGAGCCGGACCUGCUGCCUCAGCUGCUGCUGCCAAAGCCGCUGCCAAAGCUGCCCAGUUUGGCCUCGGGGGAGCCGGAGCCCUGGGAGUUGGGGGGCUCGGAGCCGGCGGAGCCAUCCCAGGGGUUGGGGGCUUUGGAGGUGUGUCCCCAGCUGCAGCUGCUAAAGCGGCCAAAUACGGAGUUGCGGCAAGACCGGGCUUUGGACUGUCUCCCAUUUACCCAGGCAAACCUCCCAAGCCCUUUGGAGGGGCCCUGGGAGCCCUAGGAUACCAAGGUGGGGCCUGCCUGGGGAAAUCCUGUGGCCGGAAGAGAAAGUGAGCUUCCCAGGACCGCUGACUCGCGACCUCAUCAACGUUGGUGCUACUGCUUGGUGGAGAAUGUAAACCCCUCGUGAUCCCUCCCCCACUCCCCUUCCCCAGUCCCCACCCCGGGAGGGGACAGGCCAGGCUGGGUGGCCUCGGGAAUCCGCAAAGCAAGGACACAAGAGUGGUGGCCAGGUGGGCCCCAGGAAGCCCCUUACUUCAGAGGCCAGGGGCGGGUGGGCUCGGCCCCCUGCCCCCACCCCCUUCCCACCCAGGAGCUCCCCCCUCCAUACGCUCUCCAUCUCCAGGGGAACUUGGUGCUACGUGCUGGUGCUCUCAUCUUCCUGGGGGGGGAGGGAGGAGGGAAGGGCAGCCCCUUGGGGACCCCCUCCCCGGGGCUCCUCUGAAGAUGGUGCAGACACUUCCUGGGCAGCCCCAUCUCCCCCUGCCCACCAGAACCUCUCCCCCCACCUCGGCUGCGGUCCAGUUGGUACCCAAGCACCAAAAGCCUCAAGCUGGAUUCGGUCAUACCACCUCUUGGCCCCCUCGUCUCCCACCUAUUCCCCAUGACUGGGACCCCUUCGGAUGGGAACACCCCGCCCCCGCCCCCCGCCAUCGGGAAUAGCCCUCUUGCUCUUGUGGAAACCAUCCACCCGUCUGUCCAUCCGUCCAUCCAUCCUUGUCCCCAGUUGAGCGCCCCGCACCACUAGCUGGCUGGGCGCCCCCACCGUCAACCUGGUUAACCUGUCCCGGCGGCCUGUGCCCUGCCUCCACCCCUCCACACCCCACCCCCCCCCCCUACGAUGGGGCCUGAGCACCCAGGGUGUGAGGAGCUGUGCCAGCUGGGGCAGCAGGAAUCUCCUCCCCAACCUGGGUCCCCCCCAUGCAGUACUGUAACCCCCAGCCCUCCCUGGAGCCACUGUAUUUCAGAGCAUUUCCCGCCCCUGCCCCGCCCAUCUCUUUGUGUCUCGCUGUGAUAGAUCAAUAAAUAUUUUAUUUUUUGUCCUGGA
Molecule: messenger RNA, 1768 nt
Organism: Panthera uncia (snow leopard)
Lineage: Eukaryota; Metazoa; Chordata; Mammalia; Carnivora; Felidae
Gene: ELN
Product: elastin
Exons: 12
Coding region: 1-774 (257 amino acids)
Molecular function (GO): extracellular matrix structural constituent
Source: RefSeq, a predicted model, not a curated record